GUGCAGACGACCCCGGCUUCUGCAGAUCCCUCCGGGCGGAGAAGAGUCCGAGAGCUGGCGUGGGCCACUCACAAGGUUCAGAUUGGAGUCUGAAAGCAGAUUCCUCUCCAGGGAGAAUAUUCUGGAACGUGGGAAAUGGCCCCAGGGCUCCUGACAACCAGAGACAAGGCAUUAAUGGCCUUCCAUGACGUGGCCGUGGCCUUCAGCCAGAUGGAGUGGGAGCUGCUGAGUCCUGCUCAGAGGAUCCUGUACAGGGAAGUGAUGUUGGAGAACUAUAGCCAUCUGGUCUCCCUGGGUAUUGCAUUUUCCAAACCAAAACUCAUCACGCAGCUGGAACAAGGGGCGGAACCCUGGAGAGACGGCAGUGGAUGCUUUCUGGACCUUUGUCCAGAAUCCAGGACAGAAUUAGAGCCCUGUCUCUCCUGCCCGAUAGCCUUUGCUAGUCCGGAAGUCCUCAGAGUGUGUGUGCUGAAUGGACCUCCCUCUCAGACUUUCCCAAGCCCACCAGCAGGGAGCAACUUCCAGUCAGAAGCUCCAGGCUGUUCUAGCAACGAAGGAGGUGACGAGAGAGACAGCAGUGAUGCUCUGUUGCAAAGGACGAGUCCAACGAGGAUUCUGAAGACGUUCUUUAGCCCAUGUCAAGGUCAGGCAGCAUACUGGGUAGAAAGCAACAGUAAACAAACAGACCUUGGCCUGGCCUCUGAGGAGGCGGUCACAGUGUUGAAGGGACCAGAUGAGUCCGCAUCUGGAGCCAUCAUACAUGGAGCGUUUCCACUAGGGCUUAAUGAUGUCACAAACCUGUUCAGCCCUCAGAAGCAUCACGCGUAUCCUGACUGCGGAGGGGGCUUUUGCCAGACUUCAGACCUCAUGAAGCUCCAGAGAAUGGACGGAGGGGAGAAGCCUUACUCGUGCUCGGAGUGUGGGCACCAGUUUACCCAGAAGGCUUCUCUCACGGUCCAUCAGAGGAAACACUCGGGGGAGAAGCCACAUGUGUGUGGGGAGUGUGGGCGAGGCUUCAUGUACGUAUCCUCCCUCAACAACCACAAGAAGAUUAUUCACUCUGGAGAGAGCCCCCUUGUGUGUCCGGAGUGUGGGCGUGGCUUCCGCCAGAAGAUUGACCUCCUCCUCCACCAGCGGACUCACCUGGAUAAAAAGCCCUUCGUGUGUCCUGAGUGUGGGAGGGGUUUUUGCCGGAAGGCCUCGCUGCUACAACACCGAUGGUCACACUCGGGUGACAACCCCUUCAUCUGCUCAGUGUGUGGGCGUGGCUUCAGGCUGCUCUCCCGGCUCCUCACUCACCAGGUCACUCACUCUGGGGAGAAACCGCACGUUUGCACUGAGUGCGGGCAACGCUUUGGCCAAAAGGGUACACUCAUGAGACAUCAGAAGACACACACAGGGGAGAAGCCUUACGUGUGUCGCCAGUGUGGCUGGAGUUUCACCCAGAAGGUCAACCUCAUUAGGCACCAGAGGAUUCACACAGAGGUAAAACCUUUCCUGUGUCCCGAGUGUGGACGAGCCUUUGAGUUUAAGUCACUUCUCACCAGACACCGGAAGACACACACGGGGGAGAAGCCCUACGUGUGUCCCCAGUGUGGUAGGGGGUUUAGCCAGAAGUUCAACCUCAUUGGGCACCAGAGGAUUCAUGCAGGGGAGUUACCUUUUCUGUGCCCUGAAUGUGGGCGUGCGUUUGUAAGGAAGUCCAUGCUCAUCCGACACCAGAGGACCCACGCAGGGUGGGAGAAACCUUACCAGUGUCCCGACUGUGGACGAACCUUUGAGUUUAAGUCGCUCCUCACAAGACACCAGAAGAUACACACGGGGGAGAAGCCGUAUGUGUGUCCGCAGUGUGGCAGAGGCUUUAGUCAGAAGUUCAACCUCAUUGGCCACCAGAAGACGCACACGGGGGAGAAGCCCUACGCCUGUCCCCAGUGUGGCCAGCGUUUCAGGCAGAAGUUCAACCUUGUCAGGCACCAAAGGAUUCACACAGGGGAGAAGCCGUUCCUGUGUGCUGAGUGUGGGCGAACAUUCGGGAAGAAGGUCUCUCUCAUCAGACACCAGAGGACCCACGGAGAGGAGAAGCCUUACCAGUGCUCUGAGUGUGGACGAGCCUUUGAGUUUAAGUCUCUAUUCAUCAGACACCAGAAGACACACACGGGGGAGAAGCCCUACGUGUGCCCCGAGUGUGGCAAGGCUUUUAGCCAGAAGUUCAACCUCAUUGGGCACCAGAGGAGCCAUACAGGAGAGAAGCCUUACCUGUGCCCCCAGUGUGGGCGUGCCUUUGGUUUUAAGUCACUUCUUACUAGACACCAGAGGACACACUCCAAGUAGAAGCUUUUUGUAAACAGCAUAUGUGGGUAGGGACUGGAUGGGAUGUUACACCUUACCUCCGACUCCAGGACUCAGUGCAGUCCGUAUAGAAGCCAUGGCUUUAACUCUGCCCUCAUCAGACGGCAGCAGACCUGUUCUGUCAAGAAGCCCUAAGUGCGGGCAUUGUGGGCGUGGCUUCAGCUGGAAGUUUCACCUCUAUAGACAUAGGAAGACCAAGUAUGGCCAUCAAUUCCUAGCCUGAGAGGUGUUUGCCUGACCUGUUGCUUCCUUUCCCCAGGAGCACGGAGCUGGCAGAAAUCACUAGUGAAUGUUCCCGGAAAUCGAGUAGGGGAAAAAUCCUUGCUUGUUCAUGAAAUCAUUGGUUUAUGGUUUACUAUCUUCAGUUAGCAGUAUGCGUUAGUUCUCUAGGGCUUCCUAACAAAAUACCCCAUAUAUAUGGUGCCUAGAAGUCCUCUAUCAGACUGGCUCAGGUGUUGCUGGGACCACACCUCCCCUUAGUGGGUAGAUGGCUUCCCGAUGUGCUGUGUACCUACAGUCCAUCCCUCCUGUAUAGACUUUCCUGGUGCCUCUAAUCCUGGAUAGGACCACAUCCAGAUGACCUUGUUUAACCUUGAUUAAAUGUCCUGCCUCCAAGUCAGGUCACACUAGAGGUAAGACAUUGGUAUUUACAUUGUGGGGAUAGGAUUCACGGCAUCCCCAGACCUCAGAUCCUUAACUCACUUUAGCAUCAGCUCUAAAUUAAAAAUCUCUUAAUACAAACAUCUAAAUCAAGUGUGGGUGAGGAUAUAAUUCCAGCUCACCUGUAAGCCAUUUUUUUCCAUCUGCAGUCCUGUGAAAUCAAACAUGGAAUUUGCUUCCAAAAUCCUAUGACUAGACAGAUACAGGUUAGAUAUUCCUAUUCCGAAAGGGAGACAUCAGAAAGAUCUGAGCAGUGCUGGGUCCCGGUGUCCAGCAGAAACCCAGCAAGGCAAAUUCUGUGUGACCUUAAAUUCUCAAGAAUAAUAUUGACUCAAUGUUUUGCCCCCUGGCUCACAGGGCUGGCAGGCAGUAUUGUUUCCCAAGCCCUGAACAACAGCUUCACACAUUUCACCUCACUCCAGACCUGGUCUCUCUGGGCCUCUGGCCAGG
Arvicanthis niloticus (Nile rat) is the source of this 3459-nucleotide messenger RNA. RefSeq names its product zinc finger protein 169 (gene Znf169). Gene Ontology annotation, biological process: regulation of transcription by RNA polymerase II. Gene Ontology annotation, cellular component: nucleus. The record is from RefSeq and is a predicted model, not a curated record. Lineage: Eukaryota; Metazoa; Chordata; Mammalia; Rodentia; Muridae. Gene Ontology annotation, molecular function: RNA polymerase II transcription regulatory region sequence-specific DNA binding; DNA-binding transcription factor activity, RNA polymerase II-specific.